Uranotaenia lowii is the source of this 935-nucleotide messenger RNA. RefSeq lists its product as uncharacterized. The annotation marks the transcript as partial. NCBI's taxonomy places the organism in Eukaryota, Metazoa, Arthropoda, Insecta, Diptera, Culicidae. The transcript is spliced from 3 exons. The record is from RefSeq and is a predicted model, not a curated record.
GUGCGUAUCAGAACACGCGUCACGUGCUUUUCGAAAGCACAGCAGAAAAGUGUUCACUGGAAGGUGAACUUACGCCAACCGAGAAGGGCGGAUUCGAGCGAAGAAGGAAGCUCAGAGCUUCGGAAAAACGGAAAACAAGAGGGUCGCACAGGCGGCCUUCUUUUAUUAUCGCCUCAAUUCCCGCUACAUUUGCCGGAGAAAAGGUGGCAAUUAACUACUCAACACCAUCAGUAGUUUUGGCUACAACUGCCUGCCUCUUCUCGGUCAUAGCGCGCACGUGGUCGCAACAUAAAAGGUGGAAGUUAGCCACACAGCAUCAUCGUAGCGAUUUUCGCUUCUACGGUGCCCGACGUCGUGGUUCAUAUUUUGGUGGCCAGCCAUUUAAUAUCACCUGCAGCUCCAGCUGCAAAUUUCUCGCUGCAUUCGUCGGAGGAAAGGUGGCACGUGAUAACAUCCCGACAUCGACGGCAUCAACCGACUUGCUGCGCUCGCAGUGGGAACAUCAACGGUGGUGUUCAGCCACACAGCACCAUCUUCUGGAUUCCGCAAUCGCAGUGCACACUGUGGUGAUUAGCCACUCAACAUCAUCGACUGCUCCGGCCGCAAUUUCUCACUGCACCUGCAGUGCUGCAAUCAGCUGUGGCAUCGGGCCACAUAUUAUCGUCAGCAGCUUCGACUGCACUUUUCGGCUGCACCUGCAGUGCCGAAUCAACUGUGGCAUUGGGCCAUUCAUCAUUUACGGCACUGCUCGACUGCAUCGCGGUCGUCGCAACAACGGAACACAUCAGUGAAACCAUUUGGGGCAUGAUGCCGGAGGCGGCGAGAGGAGGUUUGCCCACACCAAGGAGGAGGAGGAAAAGCUUCGUGGCCACUCAGUGCGCUGCAGCGCCUUCAUGGAGGAUGCCGUAAGUUCAAUAGAAUCUGAAUGAAAAUGC